AUAGAGCUCACACCUAUCCCAGAAGUUCCCGAACUCUCAGAUGAAGUUAAUGAUUUUCUAGGUAAAUUUAUUGGAAAGACUAACUUAAAGGAAAUACGACAACUAAUAAAGGAAUCAAGUUUCGGUAUUGAUUAUGAUUGUGAAAAGCAUCACGAUAUGGACUACAUAUGCCUGGCUUUAUAUGCAUUAAUUAGAGAAAUUGAGAGUGGAAAAAUCACGGAGGCAAAUCUAGAAAACUGGUUUAAUUGUCACGUAUGGUGUAUUGUCUUUGAUCACGCAUUCGAAAAUAUAAAGACCAUAUCUGUUGUCAGAGGUGAAAGCACGAGUAUAUCGACAGCCACUCGAAAAAAUAAAAAGACGAAAAGGAAAUUAGGGGACCGUCGAAAAACAGGUCGUAGAGGAGACUGGAUCCUCAGGACUGUCGGAAAUGGUAGUAGGAAUGAAUUUGGGGCGGGGGAGGCGGAAGGAGGGCUGAAACUUCCAAAAACACUUAAAGACAUGCUAUUUAACUUAAUGGAGAAAAUAGCUUGGAACGAAGAAGCACGCAGAAAAAUACACCGCCUUAUGAUGACAAUAGCGUAUCUCGAUAACCCUAUGGGUUACGUCUGCAGAUUGCGACGUAGUGAUUUGAUGGAGGUGCCCGAU
Messenger RNA from Acaulospora morrowiae, 645 nucleotides. The record is from the annotation of a GenBank genome assembly. NCBI's taxonomy places the organism in Eukaryota, Fungi, Glomeromycota, Glomeromycetes, Diversisporales, Acaulosporaceae.